This is a messenger RNA of Amyelois transitella, 2493 nucleotides long. RefSeq names its product glucosidase 2 subunit beta (gene GCS2beta). Lineage: Eukaryota; Metazoa; Arthropoda; Insecta; Lepidoptera; Pyralidae. The transcript has a single exon. Gene Ontology annotation, cellular component: glucosidase II complex. The coding region runs from base 115 to 1689 and encodes 524 amino acids. The record is from RefSeq and is a predicted model, not a curated record. Gene Ontology annotation, biological process: N-glycan processing. Gene Ontology annotation, molecular function: calcium ion binding; protein binding.
CUUGUUAGUUUUGUUUUGUCAUUUUCUACACGUCUGCUGUUUAAUGUCGCCGACAAAAUAUUUAAACCCAGUUUUGUCCAAGUAACUGAUUAUUUUUAAGAAAAGUUACGAAUCAUGAUUUACUCCACUUGGUUGAGUCAAUUUCAUUCAUCAUUUAUCAUUAUUAGUUCUUUUGUGUUAUAUGUCCAUUCAGAUGUGCCGAGGCCCCGCGGUGUAUCUUUAUCGAAAGCAUCUCUUUAUUCACCAACGAAAGACUUCACAUGUUUUGAUGGAACAGUAACUAUACCGUUUAGUUACGUAAAUGACGAUUACUGUGACUGCUUCGAUGGCAGCGAUGAGCCAGGUACGUCUGCGUGCUUGAAUGGUAUAUUUCACUGUACCAACGCCGGUCAUCGGCCUCAAAAUAUUCCCAGUUCAAGAGUCAAUGAUGGAGUGUGUGAUUGUUGCGAUGGUACAGAUGAGUAUGCCACGCCCGAUAUUUGUACUGACAUUUGUAAUGAACUUGGUAAAGAAGCUAGAGCUGAAUAUCAGAGGUUAGCUGAACUACAUAAAGCUGGUAGUCAUUUAAGAGUAGACCUUAUUGAAAGGGGAAAUAAAAAGAGACAUGAAAUGGCAGAGCAGUUGUCACAAUUGGAGAAGGAUAAAGCAGAAGCUGAACAAAUCAAAGCUGAGAAACAGGCACUAAAGGAUGAAAUAGAAGCUAAAGAAAAUGAAGCUCUCAAAGUUUAUAGAGAAGCAGAGGAGAAAGAAAAACAAAGGCAGGCUGAAGAAGAAAAGCAGAAGAAUGUGAAAGAAGCCUUGGACAAUUUUGAUAGGUAUGAUUCAAACAAGGAUGGGGUUUUAUCAAUUGAUGAAAUAAAAGUAGCAAAUGUAUUUGAUAAAGAUAAGGAUGGCCAAGUUGAUGAAGAGGAAGUGAAAUAUUUCUUUGGUGAGAAUGAGAGUGUUGAUAAAGAUGCUUUUACCAGUGUUACCUGGCCUUUGCUCAAACCUCUGUUGAUGAUGGAACAAGGUAUGUUCAAACCUGCCCAAGAUGAAGAGCAUGUAGAUCCAGAUGUUGAUGGUGAAAUGGAUGAUGAUCUUGAUACUGAAGAUACUGGAGCUGAUUUAGAUGAAGAUCAUGCUGAAGAAGAAUCACCUAGAGAAUUUGAUGACAGAGACAUAUCUUCACAUGAUUCUAAAGUGUAUGAUGAUGAAACACAGAGAUUGGUAGAUGAAGCCACUGAAGCCCGAAAACAAUACACUGAAGCUGAGAGAACAGUUCGGGAAAUAGAAUCUAACAUCAGGAAUAUUCAACAGAACCUUGAGAAAGAUUAUGGCCUCCAACAAGAAUUUGCAACUUUAGAUGGACAAUGUUUUGAAUUUGAAGAUAAAGAAUAUGUAUACAGGCUGUGCAUGUUCCAAAAAGUGACACAGAAGUCAAAGAAUAGUGGUUCUGAGGUUGGUCUUGGCAAUUGGGGUGAAUGGGCUGGAGAAGACAAUAGAUACUCUGCCAUGAGAUACACCAAUGGUGUUGCCUGCUGGAACGGACCUAACAGAAUGACUAUAGUUAAUAUUCACUGUGGGUUAGAAAAUAAAGUGUUGUCAGUUGCUGAACCAUAUCGCUGUGAAUAUAAAAUGGAAUUGAGUACCCCUGCAGCUUGUGAUAUGUCAAAUGUAAACCAAGAUCAUUCAGCACAUGAUGAGCUGUGAGAGACCAGUGACUUUUACACUUAAAUGUGUGCUAAGAUAUAAGUUAAACACAAGGCAGGAUAUAAGAACAUUUUCACAAUGGCGAAUCGUCACAACACUUAUUGUUAUUAUUUUGGAUAUUCAUUAUGUGUAAAAACAUUUGUAUUUGUCAAACAUAAUUAUCAGAUAAAACCAAGCUGUUAAACACAAGGCAUCUAAAUCUUUGGAAAAAUCUAGUUAUAAUGGCUAUUUUCUGAUGUAGGUAUUUAUGAGUCAUUUUAAUUUUCUCAAUUCUGUCACUUUUUACAGUAACUGGCUAUGUUUUGCAUUUAUCUAUAAGAAUUAUUAUUUAUGUAUCAAAGUGAAAUACCAAUGCAAUACAAGAAUAAAAUUAAUUUAUUACAUACUUUAAAAAAUACUAAAUUCACAAUCUGGUAUAUUGGUUUUGUUUCACACAAAUAAUAAUUAUACAUUUUAGAUCCGGUUUUUAUAAUAAUGUUUGGUCAUGCUGUUUCAAGAAAAUAGGCUGUGUUAGUGGAUGGCUGGUUUUUUUGUGAGAUUCAAAAUCUGCCUAGUAGCAUAAGUAGAGUUUAGUCUUUAGUCAUGAAGUUGAUCAAUUUCAGGUUUAAAUUUUUUCCUAUUUAUGCAAUAAAUCCACUUUAAUUUAUGUAUCCACUAAUGUUUUAAAGUUAAGACUGAUAAUAAGAGCAUUAUAACAUAAUAUCACACAUUCCUUAUGUUAAAGGCUGUUUUAAGUUCCAGUGAAUGGAUAGAUUCAUAGAAAUGAACAAAACAUUGUGAAAGAUUACAGUUUGUUUUGAUUAA